AUGUCAUUGACCACCACAUCUCUCUCCUUCGCAUCACGACCAAUCACUUGCUCACGACGAUUGCCACCAUUCCGCCAGAUUUUUUCAACUUCAUGGAGACAAGAAGACCACUACAAAACUCUUGGGCUUCCUCAUGGUGCCAGUAAAGCGCAAAUCAAAUCACAUUUCUAUAGACUAAGCAAAAGACACCAUCCUGAUGUCUCCAAGGACCCCAAGUCACGAGAGAUCUUUCACUCUGUCAGCGAAGCGUAUUCUGUGCUAAACAAUGAUCGAGAACGCCGUGCGUACGAUCGCAGCCUUCUCCACCGAGCCCCACCAACACCUUCACCAUAUCCCUAUUCUCCCCGCUCACCAUCAUCAAAAGGGCCUAGGGCUAGCUACGCAUGGGAGUACUCAAAUCGUGCUAGAGGUUUUGCACAACGGAAGCCUCCACCAGCUCCGGACUAUGACUACGGUGGCGCCUACCGUCGGACGCAGAGCUCACAAGACUCGCCUCCAGGGCAAGGGAGACCGUAUACCCCACCAUCCUACCACGAUGUCUUGACUGGCGAACGAAGGAGGCUGGAAGACAGGGAGCGAGAGAUGGACAGGGUGCGAAAUGAGUCGACGGUGUACCGGGCAAUACAACUCAUUAGCUUUCUUGCGCUGAGUUUUGCCAUUUUCGGUGGUAUGAAGUCUCACAGUUAA
Laccaria bicolor S238N-H82 is the source of this 687-nucleotide messenger RNA. RefSeq lists its product as uncharacterized. The record is from RefSeq and is a predicted model, not a curated record. NCBI's taxonomy places the organism in Eukaryota, Fungi, Basidiomycota, Agaricomycetes, Agaricales, Hydnangiaceae. The transcript is spliced from 4 exons. Bases 1 to 687 code for a protein of 228 amino acids.